Messenger RNA from Papilio polytes (common Mormon), 1889 nucleotides. RefSeq lists its product as uncharacterized. The record is from RefSeq and is a predicted model, not a curated record. NCBI's taxonomy places the organism in Eukaryota, Metazoa, Arthropoda, Insecta, Lepidoptera, Papilionidae. Bases 319 to 1866 code for a protein of 515 amino acids. The transcript has 4 exons.
UUAGGAAUCUUUUGUGUUAUAAUAAAUAUAGAAAAUACGUGUAGUUAAUGAACAAUUAUAUUAAUGUGAUUUAGAAGAUAAAUACAGUGAAAUAUGGUGUAAAAACUAUGUGAAACAAGUGAAAAACAGAACAGUGCUCCAAGUUAACCUUGAUUGAAAGAGGGACAGUGCGAAGUAGGUUAUUAUGGCACUAUAAUUUGGCCAAUAACAGUGUAAUAUUAAACGAAUAAAAAGUACCGAUAACAAUAUUUUAACAGAAUAAUAUGUAUUUCAUAAACGUUUCAAGGUAAAGAUAAAUAAAUAAAAUGAAAAUCAGAUAUGACGAGAUGCUUGCGAAUAUGCGGGUCGUAUUCGUAUCGCUUGACACGAAGGCAUUCGACGAUUCUACUUAUUAUAAUAUUUAUAUUAAUUCUCACAACGAUAUUCCAUUUAUACGGAUACAAGCACAAGCAACAACGACGUACACCUUCCCAAAUAGGUGACUUUGAAUAUAGACCGGGAUCUUUUUUAAAAAACAAACAGCCCAACGAAAAUUUAAGUUACUGCCAGUUUAGGUACGGUCUACCUAAAAAGUUGCAAUGGAACAGUUUGCAGAUACACAAUUCACCAGAAAUCGGUUCAAAAGGUCCUUACAGAGUUAUUUAUAAUGCUAUUAAAGGAACCGCUUUUGCUAACCAUACAAAAUAUAAUACAGUAACAUAUGCAACACAUGCAACGCCUGAAUUCCUUUAUCAUGUAGUAGAGAUUGCUAGAUAUUGGGAAGGACCUAUCAGUCUAUCCGUAUUCGUGCCUAAUUACGAUUUAGAUGUAACAAUGCAAAUUAUGUCACAUCUUUGCCGUUGUUAUCCAGGUAUGGCUAAAGUAUCUAUACAUUUAUUUUAUCAUGUACAUCAUCCUCCAAAGAUAAGAUCGCGAAAGGAAAUCUUAGCGUCUCUUACCACGGAAAUACCAACAACAACAGCGAAUAUAACUAUAGAACAAAUAUUAAAAAAUAAACUAGAUAAUUAUAGAAAACUUAAUAACAAAACGAGAGCACAAUACAUACAAUGGGUUAGAAAGAAUAAAAUAGCAAGGAUGAUGAAACGCAUGGCACUAAAAGAGAAUACAGCACCGAAUUUAAAGUUUGAAGAUUGUUCCGGACUGGAUCAUGAUAUACCAACUUUUAGAAAAGAGAAUCGUAUAAUUUAUCCUAUCAAUGUUGGUAGAAACAGUGCAAGGAAUGCAUCUACGUCGAAUUACUUCCUAGUAUCAGAUAUAGAAAUGAUACCAAGUGACGGUUUAGCUCAGAAAUUUCUCAAAAUGGUACGAAAAUUAAUGGGAGACAAAAAACGUGAUGAUGGAUGCAUUUUCGCUAAGACGAUUUUCGUAGUCCCUUUAUUUGAAGUUGAAAAAGGAGAAAUGAUUCCAAGAGACAAACAAUCGUUAGUACGUUUGGUCGCUGCCAACAGAGCAUUUUACUUCCAUCAGCGUGUCUGUUCACAUUGCCAACGCUUCCCUGGUCUUCAGUCCUGGUUACUGCGGCGUUCGCCCCCUGACGUAGAGCCCAUGUUGAUAGCACGUCGCGAGUAUCCCUACCAUAGAUGGGAACCAUUAUACUUCGGCACGCAGAGAGAACCUUGGUACAGUGAAACGCUCUCGUGGGAGGGAAGACAAGACAAAAUGACACAGAUGCUGGAAUUAUGUCUGCAAGAGUACCGAAUGGUGGUCUUAGACGGUGGCUUUCUCAGCCACGCUGCAGUCACGAAGACGAUGGCCCACCACAGUAAUGCGGAGAGAUUGAACAACCAAAAGUAUUUGAAUAUAAUCGGAAAACUUAAAAAGAAGUACCCUGAUAGGCCUCAAUGUAGAGUUAUGUGGGGAUGUUGACAAAAUCUGAUAAUUAGAUUUUA